CUACCUACUGACGACGAAGGACUCUCCAACAUGCUACUUGCGUCGUUGCUGUUAUAUCGGAGAAAAGAAAAACACAGUUGAAAACAUACUUGAGCUGAAAACUGGUGAACUGACGAAAAAAUCGUUUAAAUCAACCAAAAUAUUUAUGAUGACGGUUCAAAAUUCAGAAGUUUUGAAAUGAAAAAAAUCAAAAAGUUAAAUUUCAAAAUGAAAAACAGAAGAACAGUGUUGGCUUCGAACGGUUCGAUUUUCAGCACUACAUAAAAUGUGAAACUAUUAGAUUUGUUCGUUUUAUGAGUGUUUAGACACGAUAUUUUGUGGACGCUUCGGCUGAUUCCGUUCAGCAAUAUCUUAUCAUUGUGAUGCUUUCAAUACAUUGAUAUUCCGACGUUCCGUUGAACGUACACAUCAAACAAAUAGAAUCAAUCUCUGAUCUCAUCGAACACGGUUUUUUCUACAAAAGCCGUGACAUUUCGAACAAGUGUAACAAUUGCGAAAAGAGAAACACUUCGAAUUCAUUUGGCUUGAAGUCACGAUGUCAGUCAUAUUCACGGAAAUGGAAAAUCCAAAUAGCUGUCAAGCAAGCCCAUCGAAUACCGGAGCCGCCGUUAUUGUGCGUGUAUCAAUUGAUCCGUCGACUUAUGAUAAACUUCCGUUUCCAAAGGAUUAUAAAUAUUUCUCGUGUUUACGAUUGCGAAAAUAUAUCGACUGGGCCGAACGUAUUCGAAACUUCAAGGUUCGACCCGACGAUAUUUGGGUGUUGAGCUUUGCAAGAUCUGGUAACAGUUUCGCAUAAAUAAUACAAAAAAAACAUUUUUCCGAAUAUGGUUGCAAAAUACUGUGAAGAAUGAAAUUGAAGAACAAUAUUGAUUCAACUACGGAUUUUGUAUCUCCAAGUUUUAAUUUGCUUGAGUUUUCCACAUUCCUUAAUAAAACCGACGGAGAUGAAAAAUUGGCAGAAUUUAUUGAGCUGACCGAAAGAAGUUUUGAAGCGCUGCAUACAAUUCCAUCACCACGAUUGAUGAAGUCGCAUUUACCAGCCUUUUUUACUUCCCAUUGAAAUAUGGACUGUUCAGCCAAAGCUCAUUCAUAUUAGUCGCGAUGCUAAAGAUGUGGCUAUUUCGCAUUUUCAUAUGGUCCGCAAUCGAGCUCCAUUUUAUAAUGGAAGUGCACAUGAUUUUUUCUGUAGCUAUUAUAACGACUACAUUCUCAAUGGUCCAUUCUAUGAGCACGUUCAGAGUUUUCAUCAGCUUCAUUAUUUGAAUCAUCUACACCUCAUGACAUACGACGAAAUGACAGCCAAUACAUUGUUGUCGGUUAAGCGAUUGAGUGAGUUUUUUGGAAUGUUCAUACAAUGAUGAACAGUUACAACAACGCAUUGACCAUGUUUCAUUUUUAAAAAAUGCGAGAAAAAAUCAAAUUAAAUGCAGCACAUCCAAGUGCUCCUGAUCCUGAUAUCAAAUUCUGUCGAAAAGGUAAAGUUGGCGGCUAUGAAGAUAAAAUGACCGAAGAAGAUAUCGAAAAAUUUGAAGAAUGGACAAUUCGAAAGAAGAAAGUACUGGGAAUGGUCUGAAUGGGCAACUUGACUGCCGCUCAAAAACUCAUCUCCGAAGGUGUUGAUGUUAAUGCUAAGGACGACCGAAAUAGCACAUCACUCCAUUAUGCAGCUGAAAAUGGAUAUGAGAAUGUAACACGGUUCCUUCUUGAACAUGGUGCAAAAGUGGAUGCAAAAUGCAGCGGUGAAAUGACACCACUGCAUUGCGCAGCUCUAGCGGGCCAUGAGAAUGUAGUUCGAGCUCUUAUUGAACAUGGUGCAAAUGUUAGUGCCGAAGACGUAUGGGAACAGACACCACUCCAUUACGCAGCUUCUUUUGGCAGUGUGGGUUUAGUUCGAGCUCUUAUUGAACAUGGUGCAAAUGUGAAUGCUGAAGAGUGCAACAAACAGACACCACUUCAUCACGCAGCUUCUUCGGGCCACGAGAAUGUAGUUCGGGCUCUUGUCGAACUUGGUGCAAAAAUAAAUGCUGAAGACGAAAAAAAAGAAACACCACUUCAUCGUACAGCUUAUGGGCCCAAUAAUAUGGAUGUUGUUCGGACUCUUAUUAAACUUGGUGCAAAUGUUAAUGCUGAAGACUACGCUAAAUGGACACCACUUCAUCGCGCAGCUCAUGAGGGCCAUGAAAAGAUAGUUCGCGUUCUUAUCGAACUUGGUGCAAAAGUGAGGGCUGAAGACAAAGAUGAACAGACACCACGUCAAUUGGCCGAAGCAAACAGUAGGAGUUCAAAUUUUUUACCGAAACUAUAUUAAAAAUUGUUAUGAUUUUAUUUCAACAGUAAGUGCGACGGAAGCACUCCAAAUUUUGAAUGAAGCUGAAGACAAACUGAGACAACAACAACGAGAAAAAUAUACCAAAUAAAUUAUAAGCCCUGACCAAUGUAUCCGAAACGCAUAGAAACAGUAAUAUCGCAUAAUGUCACUGUGCAGAGCGAUGCUCGUACGUUAUCACAUCUAUCGUCAUAUUUCACAUCUAAUGAUAUUUGGUACAUUCUUUCAAUUCAAAUAAUAAUUAAAAACACACUUUACCAAUUUUAUGUUUAAAUUUUACGAGGUUAGUCAUCAUACCGAAAUGAUAUUUUGAGUUAUGUCGAGAAAUUAUUACAAACUCGGUUGUUUGAUGGUUGUUCAAUCGAUUUAUUGGAAUGUUACGUGACUAUUUUUAAUCAAGCUCUAGUAUUAUCUGAUUUAAAAAUGCACUCUGAGUUUUUCUCCGAUGC
Sitodiplosis mosellana (orange wheat blossom midge) is the source of this 2775-nucleotide messenger RNA. Its product is annotated as ankyrin repeat, PH and SEC7 domain containing protein secG-like. Gene Ontology annotation, molecular function: protein binding. The transcript is spliced from 9 exons. NCBI's taxonomy places the organism in Eukaryota, Metazoa, Arthropoda, Insecta, Diptera, Cecidomyiidae. Gene Ontology annotation, cellular component: nucleus; cytoplasm. Bases 1574 to 2308 code for a protein of 244 amino acids. The record is from RefSeq and is a predicted model, not a curated record.